AUGCGAUCCAAGAUAAAAAGCACCGAGCACGAGGAUAAUAAGGGACUACAUCAACUAUCAUCACAAAGCCCCAUAGGUGGUGGCUACCUCAACCUAUCUCAAAUCUUUGGCCUCACUUCUUCUGGUCAGAAGAGCGGUGCUGAGGAAGAGUUGUUGUUGGCCGUGCUAGCCGUUACUCGCUGUGCGGAGGGACCAAGAGCUGUUGGAAAUCGAAAGCUCUGUGCCGACGGUGCCGCCGUUGUCUUGAGGUCGUGGACGUUCGUUACCGCCGUUGUCGUGGUGCCAUUGCAUAUGUCUUUUCUGCCGGCGUCGUUGUCCCCUCCUCUUUUCCCGCUUAAAAGCAUGGAUCCGGAGGCUGCUCGAGCUGCACGGGAAUCUCUAGACCUGGCAUUCCAUAUGUCCAAUAUACUUGAUACGGGUCUAGAUCGUCACACACUUUCUGUUCUAAUUGCACUGUGUGAUCUUGGAGUCAAUCCUGAAGCACUUGCUGCUGUUGUCAAGGAACUAAGAAAAGAGACACCCUCAUUAUCCUCGGCACUUCCUGAGACUCCUUCUUUGCCAUAA
This is a messenger RNA of Sphenostylis stenocarpa, 564 nucleotides long. The record is from the annotation of a GenBank genome assembly. Lineage: Eukaryota; Viridiplantae; Streptophyta; Magnoliopsida; Fabales; Fabaceae.